AUGAAAAGUCGUGUAUUUGGAAAUAGUCCGUCCCCAGCUGUAGCUACAUAUGGCCUCCGCAAGGCCUCGUCAAUCAGCGACCCAUGCGUUCAAGAGUUUGUCAACAACAAUUUCUAUGUUGAUGAUGGACUUAUCUCACUUCCAAGUGCAUCUGAAGCUGUGAAUCUCAUGAAGAAAACACAAGCAACACUUAGAGAAAAUGGACAUAUUCGUCUACAUAAAAUUGCUUCAAACAGUGUUGAUUUUAUGGAGGCUUUUCUUAUGGACGACUUGGAAAAGAAUUUGAAAAACUUUAAAGUUUGUGAAACCUUACCUGUUCAGCACAACUUGGGGAUGAGUUGGGAUUUGAACAAAGAUAUGUUUGUGUUUCAAAUUGCGGACAAUGAAAAGCCACUAACUAAACGAAGACUUCUAUCAACAAUGAAGAGUUUAUUUGAUUCCUUGGGAUUCAUUUCUCCUGUGACAAUCAGUGGGAAAAUAUUCCAGCGUGAACUUGUACCAUCUGGAAGUGAUUGGAAUGAACCGCUAUCUAACGACAUCAACAAAUGGAGAUCUUGGCUAGAUGCUUUACAGUCUAUGAACGGUUACCAUGGUCCACGUAUGAUCGUACCUACCUCAGUUUCUACUGCACAUCAUGUUGAUGUUCAUGUAUUUUCUGAUGCCUCCGAGCAGACAAUAGCUGCUGUAGCAUACCUUAGAGUGAUCUGUGAAUCUGGAGAUUCCACUAUAGGAUUCCUCAUGGGCAAGUCCAAGCUUGCACCCCUCAAAGGCCAUACUAUGCCCAGAUUGGAAUUAUGUGGAGCAGUGUUAGCCACUGAAGUAGGAGAAGCUAUAUCAAGUUACCUGAGUAUAUCUUUGGACCGUUUUCAUUACUACAUGGAUAGCAAAGUAGUUCUAGGAUAUAUCUCGAACACUACCCGGAGAUUCUUCAUGUAUGUCAGCAACAGGGUGGAAAAGAUCCACAGAAUCUCAUCUCCAUCACAGUGGUCCUAUGCCUCUACAGACCGCAAUCCAGCAGAUGCUGCAACUAGGCACUCUAACGCAUUAGACUCAUCGGUGAAUCGUUGGAUAUCUGGUCCUGAAUGGCUGAAACAUGUAUCUGAUGAGACUAUGGCAGAGACAUUUCCUCUUAUUUCUCCAGAAUGCGAUAUUGAAAUUCGUCAGGAAGUAGUUUCUAUGAAAACAAAACUUUCUAUCAAUUCGUUGGAGCCUCGUUUUGUGAGAUUUGACAAAUGGGAAACACUUGUAAAGGCCAUUUUAGUUCUAAAAAUCUUCAUAUUAAAUCGGCUAAAGAAGAACUGA
Molecule: messenger RNA, 1302 nt
Organism: Ostrea edulis (European flat oyster)
Lineage: Eukaryota; Metazoa; Mollusca; Bivalvia; Ostreida; Ostreidae
Exons: 1
Coding region: 1-1302 (433 amino acids)
Source: RefSeq, a predicted model, not a curated record